AUGAUGACAACCAAUGUAAGCACAGUGAGUGGCUUCCUUCUCCUGGGGUUUUCUGACAACCAGGAGCUGCAGAUCCUACAAGCUUUUCUCUUUUUGAUGAUGUACCUGUUGGGCUUGGCAGGUAAUUUCAGCAUUGUCACCAUUACAACACAGGACCCCAAGCUCAAAUCUCCAAUGUAUUACUUCCUGAAGCACCUUUCCCUUCUUGACCUCUCCUCCCUGUCUGUCACUGUCCCUCAGUCUAUCCACAAUUCCCUGACUGGCAGUGGGUACAUUUCCUAUGCUCAGUGUGUGCUGCAGGUUUUCUUCUUCACAUCCUUGGCCUGGAGUGAGGUGGCCAUUCUCACAGUGAUGUCCUAUGACCGCUAUGUGGCCAUCUGCCUCCCAUUGCACUAUGAAAUCAUCAUAAAUUCCAGAACGUGCAGAUGGGCUGUGUCAUUUGUGUGGAUAAGUGGAGGUAUCCCAGGAACCUUGUACACAGCCACCACAUUCUCCAUCAGAUUCUGCAGGGCCAAAAUAAUCCACCAGUUCUUCUGUGACGUCCCCCAGUUGCUUAAGCUCUCAUGCUCCAAUGAUUACCUUGGUGUGGUUGGAGCAGAUGCUUUCAUGGCUGUUGUUGGAGCUGUCUGUUUCACUGCCAUUUUCUUCUCCUAUGUUCAGAUAUUCUCCACAGUCCUCAGGAUGCCCUCUACGGAAGGUCGGUCUAAGGUCUUCUCCACCUGCCUGCCCCACGUCUGUGUGGUCUCAUUUUAUGUCUUCACUGGUAUGUCUGCAUUUCUUAAGCCAACUUCAGACUCUCCAACUGCUCUAGACCUCAUGCUCUCUAUGUUUUACACAGUACUUCCCCCAACACUCAACCCUCUUAUCUACAGUCUGAGGAAUGAAACCAUGAAGGGGGCUCUAAGGAAAUUACUGCUAGGCAGACAAUUCUUUGGAAAAAGAUCCUUUCAAUUUUCUUUUGAGUAA
This is a messenger RNA of Nannospalax galili (Upper Galilee mountains blind mole rat), 966 nucleotides long. Its product is annotated as olfactory receptor 14J1-like. Gene Ontology annotation, molecular function: olfactory receptor activity; odorant binding; G protein-coupled receptor activity. The record is from RefSeq and is a predicted model, not a curated record. Gene Ontology annotation, cellular component: membrane. Gene Ontology annotation, biological process: G protein-coupled receptor signaling pathway. Bases 1 to 966 code for a protein of 321 amino acids. The transcript has a single exon. Lineage: Eukaryota; Metazoa; Chordata; Mammalia; Rodentia; Spalacidae.